UCACGUGACACUUGCGGGCUCCGCGCCUCCUUCCUAUUGAUCCCUUUCCUUCUCUGUGUCUCUCUCUCUCUCUCCAAGGCGAUUAGGACGCGGAGCGACUAUGGGCGAAGAGGCAAGGUGCAGCCAGCUGCUGGGAGAUGAUGUCCUCAUGCAAGAGCUGGGGCAAGAGAGGCAGAUGAAAGAAAUGCUAGAACACUCAGUCUUUGAAAUGAAAAAUACGGUAGCGCAGCUGGAAAAAAGGCUCAACAGUGUUGAGGAUGAAGACAAUGAAUGGAAAACCAGAUAUGAAACCCAAAUAGAAUUGAACAGACAGUUGGAAAGACAGAUUGGACUUCUCCAAGGAAAGAUGGAACAUGUUCGUGGCAGCCCAACAGACAGAUUGGCUUCUGUUCGUUCCUUUGAUCAGAUGCACAUGGAUUCAUUAAAUCAAUUUCUCAAAAAACUGGAAGAGGAGAAGAAACAUCUCCAGAACCAAUUGAAAGAUUAUGAGCUCAGACUACAGCAAGAAGCAAAGGCUUAUCAUAAAGUGAAUGAUGAACGCCGUGCGUACUUAACAAUGAUUUCACAAAUAUCAAGAUCCCUGAAACCAUUCGAGAGGCAGAAAAUGGAGGCAGCAGAUACGAAGAGGGAAAACCAGCUCCUGAAAGGAAAAUGUAAUAUUCCAAGAAAUCAAAGAAUAUUGGACCCAAAGAAAGGACCCAUUAAAAAGACGGCAGGAGUGAAGCAACUUCCAAAACUGAAGCUCUGAUAUCUUAAUUCAUUGUUUUCUAUUCUCUUAAUUAUUCCUUUUCCAAGUAGGAAUUAUAGUAAAGUAGAAAAUAUUUUAAAUCAUAAUAUAUUAAAAUAAGCAUCUUCACACUAAUUAUGCUUAAGAUUAAAUUCUGUGUAAAUGCUCAUAUACCUCUGUGUCUGUACCAUCUGAUUUGCAAUAUAUUUAUCAGAGUACUAUGUGCAUUUAUUGGCGAAAUCUGCAGUUUGUGAUGGGAUCUCUGCCAGGUUACUCCUUUCCUUUCUGAACUGGUUCAAGACAUGGGUGAAUUAGUAUGUUUGAAAUGAAUUAUCCAUAAUAUGUGGGUGACAUCCUGUAUUGGGCAGAAGAAAAUUGCACACCACAUCUUAGAUCCAAGAUGUCAUGCAAGACAUCAAAACAUUUCAACACAUAUGUAGGCUUGCUGAUCUCUUUUUAAAGAACAUGAAUCACACUAAUCACAUGUGCCGAGUUACUA
This is a messenger RNA of Anolis sagrei ordinatus, 1226 nucleotides long. It is a transcript of the gene CCDC169, whose product is annotated as coiled-coil domain containing 169. The record is from RefSeq and is a predicted model, not a curated record. Lineage: Eukaryota; Metazoa; Chordata; Lepidosauria; Squamata; Anolidae.